UGUGCCGGGAAGGUUUCUGGGAGCUGUAGUCCCCAGUAAGAAAGCGGCGGACCUCUUCAGAUUCUUCUCAGUAUCAAGUUGCGCUCCCAGGCUCUUAAAAAUGGGUUUCAAGGGAGGCAGCUCCCACAAAACCUCAAGAUGAUCCUCUGGCGCGGAGCCGCGUGCCCUUAAAUGCCGCCGUUUGCAUUCACACAGCUUGUAAAUAGGAAGACCAGUCCUGCAGGGAGUUGUUCUUGCAUUAAGGAGUAUUCAUAGACUCACCAUGUAUUGAAUGCUGGCUGUGUAGCAGGCACAAAUCCUAGGUGCUUGGGAUAUAAGUGUGAACAAGAGACAAACCUCCUGAUACCAUGGUACUUACGCUGUUGUGGGCCAGAUAAUAAACAAGUUUUUAGGCAGACACAACCUCUUUGUUUGUAUGUGGUGCUGAGGAUGGAACCUGGGCCACACGCAUGCCAGCAGCAUUAGAAGUCACUGGAGACAUUUCUUCAAAUCCCUGAGGAGAAAGGGUUUCUUUUAGAAGCCUACAGUUACCAAAAAUUGUCAUUUGAUAUGAGAGCAGAAUAAAAAAUGUUUCCAAACCUGCCAACCAGAUUGAAGAGGAAACAAAGAAAGAAUGAGGAAGAGAAUAAUUGAAGAAAAAUGGCUGAGGAUUUUCCAUAAUUGGCGACAGUAAACCAUAGAUCCAAGAAGCUCAGAGAACAACGAGCAGGAUGUAUGCCAAAACAAACAUAUGUCUAGGCAUAUCUUAUUUAAACAGUUGAAAACCAAAGAUAAAGAAGAAAUCUUGAAGCUCUGCCUCUUUGGACCCUGUCCCUUUCUAGAAAGAAGAGGAAAUGACUGAGUCCCAGGGAACAGUGACAUUCAAAGAUGUGGCCAUUGCCUUCACCCAGGAGGAAUGGAAGCAAUUGGACCCUGCUCAGAGGAACCUGUACCGGAAUGUGAUGUUAGAAAACUAUAACAACUUAAUCACAGUAGGCUAUCCAUUCACCAAACCUGAAGUAAUUUUCAAGUUGGAGCAAGAAGAAGAACCAUGGGUGGUAGAAGAAGAAGUAUUUAGGAGACACUGUUCAGGAGAAAUAUGGGGAACUGAUGAGCAUCAGAAAACCCAGGACAGACUUUUGAGACAAGUUUUCAAGAACACACUCACUGAAGAAAAAGUCAAAGAAUAUCCUAAGAAAUUUGCAAAUGCAUUUACUCCAGACUCAGAUUUUAUUCCUACUAGACACAAUCUCUAUGAAUAUGACUUGUUUGGAAAGUGUUUAGAACAUAAUUUUGACUGUCAUAAUAAUAUGAAAUGCCUUAUAAGAAAGGAACAUUUUGAAUAUAAUGAAGCUGUGAAAUCUUAUGACAAUAAGUCAUCUCUCCUUGUAGUAACCCCCUUUAAGUGUAAUCAUUGUGGAACAGGCUUUAGUCAAACAUUGGACCUCAUCAGACACCUAAGAAUUCAUACUGGAGAGAAAUCCUAUGAAUGUAACAAAUGUAGAAAAGUCUUCAGUCACAAGGAAAAACUAACUAAACAUCAUAAAAUUCAUAGUAGGGAACAGUGUUUUGAAUGUAAUGAAUGUGGGAAAGUUUUCAUUAAAAUGUCAAAUCUCAUUAGACACCAAAGAAUUCAUACUGGAGAAAAGCCCUAUGCAUGUAAGGAAUGUGGGAAAUCCUUCAGCCAGAAAUCAAAUCUCAUUGAUCAUGAAAAAAUUCAUACUGGGGAGAAACCUUAUGAAUGUAAUGAGUGUGGAAAAGCCUUCAGCCAGAAGCAAAGCCUCAUUGCACAUCAGAAAGUUCACACUGGGGAGAAACCUUAUGCAUGUAAUGAAUGUGGCAAAGCCUUCCCUCGAAUUGCAUCCCUUGCUCUUCAUAUGAGAAGUCAUACAGGGGAAAAACCUUAUAAGUGUGAUAAAUGUGGAAAAGCCUUCUCUCAGUUUUCAAUGCUUAUUAUACAUGUGAGAAUCCAUACAGGUGAGAAACCCUAUGAAUGCAAUGAAUGUGGAAAAGCCUUUUCUCAGAGUUCAGCCCUUACUGUACAUAUGAGAAGUCACACAGGUGAGAAACCCUAUGAAUGUAAGGAAUGUAGAAAAGCCUUCAGCCACAAGAAAAACUUCAUUACACACCAGAAAAUUCACACUAGAGAGAAACCUUAUGAAUGUAAUGAAUGUGGGAAAGCUUUUAUUCAGAUGUCAAAUCUUGUCAGACACCAGAGAAUUCAUACUGGAGAAAAACCCUAUAUAUGUAAGGAAUGUGGCAAAGCUUUUAGCCAGAAGUCAAAUCUCAUUGCUCAUGAAAAAAUUCAUUCUGGAGAGAAACCCUAUGAAUGUAACGAAUGUGGUAAAGCCUUCAGCCAAAAGCAAAACUUUAUUACACAUCAGAAAGUUCAUACAGGAGAGAAACCUUAUGACUGUAAUAAAUGUGGUAAAGCCUUCUCUCAAAUUGCAUCCCUUACUCUUCAUUUGAGAAGUCACACAGGGGAAAAGCCUUAUGAAUGUGAUAAGUGUGGGAAAGCCUUCUCUCAGUGCUCACUGCUUAAUUUACACAUGAGAAGUCAUACUGGUGAGAAGCCCUAUGUAUGUAAUGAAUGUGGAAAAGCAUUUUCUCAGAGAACAUCCCUUAUUGUGCAUAUGAGAGGUCACACAGGUGAGAAACCUUAUGAAUGUAAUAAAUGUGGAAAAGCCUUCUCCCAGAGCUCAUCCCUUACUAUACAUAUACGAGGUCAUACGGGUGAGAAACCCUUUGACUGUAGUAAAUGUGGAAAAGCCUUCUCUCAGAUCUCAUCCCUUACUCUCCAUAUGAGAAAACAUACAGGUGAAAAGCCCUAUCACUGCAUUGAAUGUGGUAAAGCUUUCAGCCAAAAGUCACACCUUGUUAGACACCAGAGAAUUCACACUCAUUAGGUUCCCUGUGGUAUGGGAAAGCCUUCAAAGGAAGGAACACCUCAUGGCACAUUACAUGACUGAUUCUAGAGCAGAGAACUAGGAAUGUGGGAAACCCUGAUGAAGAUGUCAUUAAUUUAUGAAACAUUAGAGAUUUCUUUUCAAGGUGACCUAUUGGAGGAAAAAGCUGACUGUCACAAUCUUCAGCAGACACCUUAUUGAUAAUAAUGUUCUCAUUUAAAUCUGAAAGAAAAUAUCUGCUUUCAGAAUAUCAGCAUUAUAGUUGAGCUCAGCAGUACACUAAGCAAGAAAAAGAAGAUGGAGGGGGUAAUAAAAACUAUAAAAUAACAUUUUAUGUAAGAAAUAGUUCAGUAGAAAAUGUGUUGAUAAAAAAUAUCUAAGAAUAACACAAUCAUGAGUAAUGAGACAUUUAUAUCUACAAAGUUAUAAACCAUGUUGAAGGGGCACAAAAUAACACUUGAAAGUGGAGGGAAAUGAAAUUAUGUCUGAAAAGACUUGACAUUUGUAAGAAUGCAAGUUCUCUCUCAACUCUCUAAUGUACUUUCACUCAAAACUUACACCAGUUAUAUUUUAAAGAAUUUCACAAACUGAUUUUAAAAUUCUAUAUGGAUGGUAAAGGUCCACACUCAGCUGCAACAAACCCAAACAUCUAGAAAAGGAUACACUCUACUACUAUAUAUCAUCAUGUGCUUUACUUAAAGCUGUUGUCACUUAAACAGUGUCAUUGAAACAAGGAUUUAUACAGAAUUCCAAGAAGAUAUGGGAAUUUUAUAUAUGACUAUUCUAUUGAAAUCAUUGGGGUAAGGAUGACCUGUUCAUAAAUGGAAGAUUUGCAUGAGCAAGUUAGCUCUCUCCCUUAUACCAUAUACAAAAAUAGAACCCAGAUGUAAAAAGUAAAACUCUAAAACUAUGUUGAAUAUAUUAAAGUAAUAGGAUUUUUUCAAAUCACAAACAUGGAAUAAUCAAUUCUCUUUUGUUAUACCAGCCCCCAGAGCACCCACAGAUGUGUACAAAGGGAUUGAUCACUGUGUUCACUGCAUCAUGGCUUGGAUUACCCUAAAUUGGACUUUAACAUAUAAAUCUCCCUCAAGAGAUGGAUAGAUCAAUACAAUGUGUUCAUUUCUAUGAUAUAAUGCUACACAAUAUUUAGGGAGGAGAUACAAAAUUCACAUAUAGUUACAUGGAUUGAUCAUAAUUUUAAUAGAGAAAAAUGCAAACUGCAGCGAAACCUGGUAUAACAUUUGUAUAAUUAAACAGUGCAAGGGACAGUACUGUAUGUUGAUCAUGGGUCCAUAUAUGCUAUCGGUUGCCUUUUGAGAUGUGGAAAGGUUUUCUGGGAGUUGUUACACUGAUCUGUAAUAUUUCUUAAUAAAAGAAUGAAAGCAAAUAUAACAGUGGUGACAAAUCUGGUCGUCAAAAUUAGAAAUAUGGAGUUUUAAAAAUUUCCUUCUUGCCUUUAUUUUCCUUUUUAAAUAAGGAUCAGCUAGGUGGGGGAAACAUGGGCCUAUAGAAACAAUUUUAAAAUGGAUUUUUAUGAUUGAUCAUAUACUAACAUUUGUAGAAAAUUCUCUUUACGUAAAACAAGCCUCACUUAAGGUAUUGCUUUGUUUACUCUCUUGAUGACAUUAAAUUUGGAUGAAAAUUAUCAGUAUAGAUAGCAUUGGUUUGAGGCUGAGUUUUAAGAUUUUAAAUAAUUUUUAACACAAGUUUUUCCCCAAGUUGAAAGCAAUAAAGCAACAAAAAUUA
This is a messenger RNA of Marmota monax (woodchuck), 4631 nucleotides long. RefSeq names its product zinc finger protein 569. The transcript has 9 exons. Bases 834 to 2885 code for a protein of 683 amino acids. Gene Ontology annotation, biological process: negative regulation of transcription by RNA polymerase II. The record is from RefSeq and is a predicted model, not a curated record. Lineage: Eukaryota; Metazoa; Chordata; Mammalia; Rodentia; Sciuridae. Gene Ontology annotation, molecular function: DNA-binding transcription repressor activity, RNA polymerase II-specific.